AUGAGUCUGGGUAAGGGAAAGCUAUCAGAGAUUAUCACAUUAUCCAAGAUGGAAUACAGAGACAAAGAGCAGCUACGAGAAAAAUUAAGAGAGAGAGAUCGUCAGACCAGCACUAAAGCAGUUUACUCACAUGAAAAUAGCAUUCACCUUGUUAUUGCCGGUCCACUGGCUGGUUGUGGUCCUCUUGGUUCAGACUUUGGCUCUGUGUGUGUGUGCCGGCGCUGCCGGUUCUGGAUAGCCUAUCUGCGCUUGCUUCAGGGCGCCGGAUGUCCCCUUGGCUACGAUGUGAGUCGGUGGUCCGAUGUCUGGAGCGGACCCGACUGCCGUCCGCGCCACUGA
Monosiga brevicollis MX1 is the source of this 339-nucleotide messenger RNA. RefSeq lists its product as uncharacterized. NCBI's taxonomy places the organism in Eukaryota, Choanoflagellata, Craspedida, Salpingoecidae. The record is from RefSeq and is a predicted model, not a curated record. The transcript is spliced from 2 exons. The coding region runs from base 1 to 339 and encodes 112 amino acids.